Messenger RNA from Trichoderma reesei QM6a, 1711 nucleotides. RefSeq lists its product as uncharacterized. The transcript is spliced from 3 exons. The record is from RefSeq and is a predicted model, not a curated record. Gene Ontology annotation, biological process: magnesium ion homeostasis. NCBI's taxonomy places the organism in Eukaryota, Fungi, Ascomycota, Sordariomycetes, Hypocreales, Hypocreaceae. The coding region runs from base 4 to 1452 and encodes 482 amino acids. Gene Ontology annotation, cellular component: intracellular membrane-bounded organelle.
CUGAUGGGCCAAGACUCCAUCUACCUCCAGGUCCUAUCGGGCGAUACCAGCGAGCCGCAGCACAAGAACGCGAAACGAGUCCUCACGCUGCUCAACCGAGGAAAGCAUUGGGUGCUCGUGACGCUGCUGCUCGCCAAUGUCAUCGUCAACGAAUCGCUUCCCGUUGUGCUGGACCGCUUCCUAGGCGGCGGUGUUGCUGCCGUCGUGGGUAGUACGAUUCUUAUCGUCAUCUUUGGCGAAAUCGUGCCUCAAUCAGUAUGCGUGCGAUAUGGCCUCCCCAUUGGCGGGUACAUGUCCACUCCCGUGUUAAUUCUCAUGUACCUCCUGGGCCCAGUGGCCUGGCCGACCGCGAAGCUCCUUGACUGGAUCCUUGGAGAGGACCAUGGUACGGUAUACAAGAAGAGUGGCCUCAAGACGCUCGUGACGCUGCACAAGUCUCUCGGUGAAGUGUCGGAGCGACUGAACCAGGAUGAGGUCACCAUCAUCACCGCCGUCCUGGAUCUGAAGGACAAGCCUGUGUCGGAAGUCAUGACUCCCAUGGACGAUGUGUUUACCCUGGCCGAGGACCACAUCCUGGAUGAGGAAACCAUGGACACCAUUCUUUCGUCCGGAUACUCGAGGAUCCCCGUCUACCGCUCAGGCAAUCCGACUGAUUUCAUAGGCAUGCUCCUUGUCAAGACGCUCAUCACCUACGACCCCGAAGACCGCAUCCCGGUCCGAGAUGUGCAGCUGGGAGCUGUUGUUGAAACGCGACCCGAGACAAGCUGCCUGGACAUUAUCAACUUUUUCCAAGAGGGCAAGUCUCACAUGGUACUGGUCUCUGAGUUUCCUGGCUCGGAUCACGGUGCUCUCGGCGUUGUUACGCUAGAGGACGUUAUUGAAGAGCUCAUUGGAGAGGAGAUUGUUGACGAAUCGGAUGUCUACGUCGACGUGCACAAGGCCAUCCGGCGCCUGACCCCUGCUCCGCGAGUCCAUCGCAGGCACAGUGACGCGCCGGGUGCAGGUGUGGCGGUUAGGAAGACGCCAGACCACAAUGGCAACCACCACAAGCCCGCGGACGGUCAGGAAGUCGAGGUCGGCUCCCUGAAGAGCGACUCGGGUCACUUUGAGCGCCCUCCCAAGACGGCCGUGUUCAUGAAGCGCCAACACUCUGCAGACGGCCGCACCGGGAAGAACGCCGUGCCCGUGAAAGCGUCGCUCGACGAGAUGCGGCAGCAAUUGCGACUCGGCCCCGCAAACCGCGCAGCGAAGCCGUUGAGCAGCACACGAGGAAGCGUAUUCAAGAUCAAGCAGGGCCUGGGGACUGUGGUGACAACAACAACAUCAACCACCACCACAACACCAGACCCAAAACCGGCCAAUGGCAACGGGAGCUCGGAAGGCGCAGAAGGGCACAGCGAACAAAACGAAACCACGCCAUUGCUGGGAAAGGGUCAGAACGGCGCAAGUUAGAGACGACGAUUCGAAAGAUUGGCUUCGGGUGUGCGCGACCAGUGGCGCAAGAGGGAGAGGUAGCUGUUGGCGACGGAACAUUCACCAAGGUCCGAAUAAUAUCAGAAGACGAAUGGAAAGGGGCGAAAAACACACGGAGUCUUGUUGAGAACAAAAGUGUUGUCACUACUCUUCACCAAUUCUAUGUUUUUAUUCAGCGUUUGAAGGGUGGGGGAGACUCUCCAUCUGGCCCUAUUGUUUGUCAAUAUCAUGGAUUUCC